Molecule: messenger RNA, 947 nt
Organism: Zingiber officinale
Lineage: Eukaryota; Viridiplantae; Streptophyta; Magnoliopsida; Zingiberales; Zingiberaceae
Product: MADS-box transcription factor 2-like
Exons: 7
Coding region: 158-784 (208 amino acids)
Biological process (GO): positive regulation of transcription by RNA polymerase II
Cellular component (GO): nucleus
Molecular function (GO): RNA polymerase II cis-regulatory region sequence-specific DNA binding; protein dimerization activity; DNA-binding transcription factor activity, RNA polymerase II-specific
Source: RefSeq, a predicted model, not a curated record
UGGCACUUCCCCGAAAGUUUCCUCCCCUUCAAGCUCGGUAUGGAAAGUCCUUCUCCUUUUCUCGAUCCUCUCUCCCUCAUCGAUCUCCAGUCUCCUCUUCUUUUAUUCCUCUACGAGUUGGAGCCGGGCGGCGGCGACGGUGCUAGUGGUGGAGGAAAUGGGGCGCGGGAAGAUCGAGAUCAAGCGGAUCGAGAAUUCCACCAACCGGCAGGUCACCUUCUCCAAGCGCCGCAAUGGGAUCAUUAAGAAGGCGAGAGAGAUCAGCAUCCUCUGCGAAGCGCAGGUCUCCGUCGUCAUAUUCUCAAGCUCUGGCAAGAUGUCCGAGUACUGCAGCCCCUCCACCACUUUGCCGAAGGUUUUGGAGAGGUACCAGACGAACUCCGGCGAAAAGCUCUGGGAUGCAAAGCACGAGAGUUUGAGUGUUGAAAUUGAACGAGUUAAGAAAGAGAACGACAACAUGCAGAUUGAACUAAGGCAUCUCAAGGGUGAGGAUCUGAACUCCCUUUACCCAAAAGAAUUAAUUCCAAUCGAAGAAGCCCUUCAGAUUGGCCUUACAAGCGUAAGGGAGAAGCAAAUGGAGAUCUGGAAGAUGCACAAGAAGAAUGAAAAGUUGCUUGAGGAGGAGAACAAGCAACUGACUUAUAUGCUGCACCAUCAGCAAUUGGCAAUGGAUGGAAGCGUGCAGGGACUAGAGCUUGGAUACAAAGAAAGGGAGUUUGCUCCACAAAUGACUAUGGCCUUCCGUGUGCAGCCAAUCCAGCCUAACUUGCACGAAAGCAAAUGAUGACAAUAUCUCACAUUUGUUCAGAUGUUGUAGAUGCUAAAUUAUCUUAGAAGGAUUAUCUAUAGGUACCUUCUGUAUUUUUAACAUGGAGAACUUGCUACUGUGUUUGAACUACGUUGCUGAAGGUGUUAUAUUGUGCGAAUGAAUGCUUGUUUUUACCUAA